CACAUAUGCGAUACAGUGAGGACACAAAACUGUUUUGGAAAAUAGGGUGGCGUUUGUUUGGUUGUCGAUUUGUAAAUUUUAUGGCUGGAUUCAAAAACCAGUCUGAAUAUUCGCUGGGUAUUUCUGAGAAAAGUAAAUAUAGUCCAAAAACUUCAAAGAUAAACUUUGCUGUUCCAGAUAUCAAAGUGCUUCGUUCUUUUGAUCGUUUUAAGUGUGACAGCCAACGUGACCCUGGGAUUUACGAUGAUGUAAUUUCAUUGCUCGAACAGAAUGCAGGUCACAUGUCAUUUUGUCUUACAUUCGAUGGCAAAAAACUCAAACAAGGUUUAACACAACAAUUUGGCGACGUUGAUCUAAUUGGAUUUGAAAACGGACCAACACUAAUGGAAAAAAGAUCAAUUUUGCAGCAGACUACUGAAGACUUAAGUGUAUUAUCCUCACAAAUCCGGAGUCAAUUUGACAAGAAAGUUCCUUUAAAAAGGUUGCCAGAUGAGCUGAAAGCACAACUCAAGCAUUUUCUCUUGAAUAUGCUUAAAACUGUGUCAACAGGAAAACAUGAGAUGGAGCAAAUAAAAAGGAAAAAAGAGUAUGCCAAAGAUAAGUUGAUGGAACGAAGUGAUGAAACUAACUGGAGAAAUGGGAAGUUUGGUUAUGCGAUAAGUGCCAUUAUUGCAUACAUCUAUGACAUUGACACGUUUGUUGGGAAAUCUGAGAAAGUUAUUCGAGAAAUAUGCGUGUGUGUGGCUUCACUCAAUGGAAAAUUGUUUGUGGAUGAUAGGAACGUUAGCUUAGAAAACAACAGUGCAUUUUAUGCUAUUGAUGAACUUCAAAAUGUGGACGAAAACUACAGUACAAGAUUAAUCAAGCAGAGAACUGAAAGGUGGUUUGAAUUGCGUGCAUCAGCCAAGAUUACCGGCAGCACACUGUACAAAGGGCUUGGGUUUGAUGGUCUGAAAAAUCAGAAAGACUAUUUUGAAGGUCAGUUCUGUGGCGUCCCCAGCAAAACACCAUCUGAAUACAUAGCUAAUGCAAUGAAGCAUGGUCAAGAUAAUGAAAUCAAUGCCGUAGCAACACUUGUUGGCAAGAUUUUGCCUGUCGUUUUGCCUGAUUUAGUUUACUGUGAAGAAGGCUGUGUCGUGGUGCAUGACGAAUGUCUAAACCCAUUUUUAGUUGUUUCACCAGACGGAAGUCUGCGACGAGACGUAUCGAUGAAAAGUUCAGAAUAUGCAGUCGAAAUAAAAUGCCCAAUACGUGACGUACAUUAUGAGUUCCCAGAAAGAUACCUGCUGCAAUGUUUAUCUGAAAUUGAGGCACUUGAUGUCGGAAAACUUAUAUACUUGUCCUGGACCGACACAUUUACCUCUGUCUUUAUCGUUGACAGGAAUAAAUCUUUGUUUGCUAAGGCGAUGCAGCUCGCAAAUUCAUUAUUUGGUGGUUCCAAGAUAGAGAUGCCAACUAGGUUGCCGGAUCAAAUAAAACUUCUCAAAGAAGAAAUGCAUACAUGUUGCAAGACAAUACCAUUGAUUGGACUCUUUCCAUCUGCAUUUGUUGGAAACCCUAAAACAUGCUCUGACCAAGAAAGAACUGUAUAUGAUAUGACUUGCCUUUUAGAAUCAGUACAAGACUUUCACGCCAGAAGAUAUGAACUUAAAAGAGAAAAGGCAUCAGAAUCGAUUGUGUUUAUUUGUUCUGACCUAAAUAGAAGUUGGGAUAAAAACACAAGGUAUAAUGUUCCAGUUGCGUGGUUAACAAAGGGUUACAGUCUCGACACACAGACAAUGAGACAAAUAUCAGAGGGAGUACAUAUGAAGUGUCAUGCAGCUGGUAUACACAUUCCAUGUCAAUCCUUUGAUGGCCAGUGGCACAAUAUUGUUACUAGAACAAUCGACAAUAAGCCUCUGACAAUACUUCAACUCCAGAAAGAUGUAUGGCGAGAAGUUGAGCAAAUGCGAAAACAGACAAUAAUCACUAAGUUUCGAGAAAUCAAUACCUGUCCAACUUGGUUUGUCGCACAAAAUGACAAGUUCAAACGAAUAAUUGUGAGCAAUUACAUAACGGAUGUGCCAAAAAUAAAACUUGAAAGAAACAAACCUUCAACAAAAGAAAAUACAAUAGGAGGGACACACGAAAUUCGAGAAGAUUCAAAUGCAUGUAUUGAUGUUAGAGAUAACUCGGACAUACAAACAAACUCAACGGAAGAAGACGUAGUAGAGAAUGAAAUGUUGACAACUCCAUAUAGUGUCACCGACAAAGAUGCACGUUGCUUACUUGCUUUAUUAAAGUCAGACAAAGCAAGCAACAACAAAGGUCAAUGGGAUGACAAAGAAGAAGAUCACAUUAAAGAAAGUAUGUCUAUGUCAAUGAAACUUAAAUGCAUGCGAGAUGUAGAGCUUAAAGUUCUUGUAAGGUACUUUAGAAAGACGCGAAACUUGACACUGAACGAAACGGCAACUAAAACUCGCAAAUUAGAAGAACUUUCAGGAAUGCUUGGACUAUCAAAGCCUGAAACGGAAAAAGGAUCUUCGAAAAGGUCUUCGAAAAAACAGUAUCACACCAAAUCAUUGCGUGAUUUAGCAGUCAAAGUACUAACAACUAAAGUUUCAAAGCAAGCAUUAAACUGUGCUUACGCAGAGAUCAUUUGGAACGAUCAGUAUAUCAAGUGGAAAUCUGAAGCUCCAGUUUUGGACAAAAUUAGUAUUAAUGAGACUGGCAUUUCUAGAGAAUGGUUCUACCACCCAGAGUUCAGUACAGCCAGAAAUCAGCUGGAAGUGAAGUGUAUCGAUGCCACACAUUUGCUUACACGAACAAGAAGGAAAUGUUGUAAAGGUGGUCUUGAUGGGUUAAGCAAUAGUGCUUGGAAAAGAGUUGCAAGAACGGGGAAAACAUUGCUGACUCCAAUCAUGGUGGAUGACAUUACAGAUCCUAUGUCAUCUGCGAUGGCUGCAACCCACUUCUCAGACAAAGUUGAAUCAGAAAUGCGUCAAAUGGGGGAGAUCGAAUCAGCAGAUUUAUGCAGAGACAUUCGAAUGUGGUGGGAGGCAGAGGACUGUUCGGGAAUCCCGGCGCUUGAAAGGUUCAGAAUGAGAGAGAGUCUUCGAAAACGUCUCUUGUCUCAUGUUGAGUUCUGCAAAUUUCCACCACCAACAAUGAACGUUGCAGGAUGGCCAAUACAGCUCUGGGAGGCACUACUGUCACAUAUCGAUGCCAAAACCAUGCUGUACGAACUUUGCCAUGGAGGCUGUUACAACGUUAGAGCGUUUAGUAGUCUAAUUGGAGAAACAUUUUUCUCUGAACUUGUUCUCCAUGACAAGACCGGAUGCGGCACUGUUUCUGCUGCCGAGUUUGGACGUUUCAUUGGAACAGCAACAGAGCAGCUGCAUAUGCGUCAAGACCCAGACAGGAAGUUUUUUUACCGUACUAGUCGCUCCCAUGUGUAUGGCUUGACUGGAUCAACUGAGAGCAGCACUGCACAGCCGACCAACAGUGACGGAUGCAAUACGCAACAGCAGAAUGACAUCAUUCGAAAAAUAAGAUUAAAGGACCACGAAUUUGACAUUCCAAAACGGAAGGAACCUAAACGAAAAUUUGACACCGUGUCAACAAGCAGAAACGCUCUCCAGAAGGGAACGUUGGGUGUCCGAUGGGAGAGGGCAAGACGAAAUGACAGCAAAAUGCUUCUAACAUCAAAAAUGGGAAUUGACAUUGACCCGUAAAAGGAAAUCAUAAUAUCAUACGACAGUUUGUAGUUCUUUAAAAGACAGCUGUCAUUUUUGAUAUUCGUUAACCAACGUUACCUAUAUUGAUUCCGUGUAAUGCUACUGAAUUUGAUUUUGUGUUGCUCUUUCUAUGUUUAUGCAUUGAGGAGCUACCAAUAUUGGGGCCGUAUAAUAUGCUGCCUAUAUUGACGCUGUGGGAUGCUUCAUUUAACGAGGCCUACCGGUAUAUUCAACCUUUUUGGGGGAUUUGAAACAACAACAGACAUAUUGGAUCUAACUUUAUUUUGUUUGCUGUUAUUUGUUUCAAGUUUUAAAAUUACAGUUUCUAAAAAAUGCCAUGUAUCUUGUAUCUUGUUAAUUAAAAAAAAGGUAUCUUU
This is a messenger RNA of Dreissena polymorpha, 4093 nucleotides long. RefSeq lists its product as uncharacterized. The coding region runs from base 6 to 3713 and encodes 1235 amino acids. The transcript has 3 exons. The record is from RefSeq and is a predicted model, not a curated record. NCBI's taxonomy places the organism in Eukaryota, Metazoa, Mollusca, Bivalvia, Myida, Dreissenidae.